This is a messenger RNA of Protopolystoma xenopodis, 1212 nucleotides long. Lineage: Eukaryota; Metazoa; Platyhelminthes; Monogenea; Polystomatidea; Polystomatidae. The record is from the annotation of a GenBank genome assembly.
CAACGCCUGAUUAUAGUAGUUCGCUACAAUCUUGGGACAGGACAGCAUAUACUUAUGGAACCAGAUAUUAACAUAGCGGAUGGAAGCCGCCAUGUAGUGCGCUUUGAACGUAUCGGGGCAUUAGCACUGUUACAGAUCGAUGCUGGCAUGGUACGUAUUGCCAAUCCUUCAGAAAGUGGUCCAAAUACUCAGGUGAAUAACGAUAUGCAGGAUGCCCAGGAUCUUAAUGCAGUUUCAAGCUCAUCAGAACCUGGGGUUCUUAUUCAUGCAAUGUCAAACCGUAUGUCAAGAUGUCCAGAUAUUAAUACGCGCUUGCAAGACUGUCAAGUUGGUUUGGUGCCAGAGGAUAUCGUCAGGCCUAUGAUUGUCUAUAAGGACAGCAGAACUGGAAGAAUAUUAGAGACUAAAAAAGAGCAGCCAGGACUUGGUCACAUUAAAAAUACGAAAUUUAUUACUAAGGAACAAUUGCUAGUCGAUAGUGAUGUUCAUAAACAUCAUAUGAAUAAUAGACUAAUUAGUGACAACAAAGAAAAAGAGGAAAUCAGUACAGAGCAAUUUCUGGAUGAUAUCACUCGUUCAAGUGAAUCAAAACUUGUUAUGAUGCAGCAGCUACCAGGAGAAGAGGAUGUUUAUAAAAAUCAGGGAAGAAGUGAUGUGGUGGAACAAGCAAGGAGAUUUGAGGAGAUUGCAGAGUCAAAGCUAAGACAAAAAGUAGAUAGAAAGAAACAAGUUAUUCAGUCUGGCAGAGGAAAUAAAAGUGAUAUCCUAGAAUUACCUAAUAUCAGAGGGGAAAAUGGUGGUAAAAUGGAUUUGGACUUGGAGCCAACUAGCCGUCAAGCGCACUCAAGUUCUACGGAAUCGAGAAAAUUAGCGGAAUAUGAAUCUACCGAUAAAAGGCACAUUAAAGAGAGUUUAUUUUCUGCGGCAGGUCUGGUAAACAUAUGGCUUGUCAUAGCAUUGACUAGUAGCGGGGUUUUCAUGCUCUUCGGGUUGACCUGUGCUGUAUAUCGAUGCAGAAGAUUCAGAGAUGAAGGUACUUAUGAUGUGGAUGAAAGUUUGGCAUAUCGAGACCCAGGCGGAAAAUGCUUGAAGCAAAAGAAGGAGACCUCUACAGAAGAAGACACAAUUGACUUAAGAGUAUUAAAAAAAGAAGGGAACGCCAGAAAUCUGAAGGAUGUGCAAACUGAUUCACAUACAUUUAAAGUGAGUUAA